GUUAACCUAUCCUUGUCAACGCGCCGCGGAAUAGUUGGCACCACUGUCCACGCAGCUGUCUAUCGACAACAACUGUCAUUUUAAUUCCAAUCAAGUUUUUGCUUAUUUCUGCAUUAUUACAAUGAGUGAUCAAGAGCUGGAAGCUGCUCAGGAAAUGAGCCCCCACGACGUCGAGAAGAUCGAAGAGGCCAAACUCAAAGCCAAGUACGCCAACACGGCCACGGGCCCCAACGCCGGGCGCUUGAUGGGGGGCCAUUCCGCGUUUUUGCAGAAGCGUCUAGCCAAAGGUCAGAAAUAUUUCGAUUCCGGGGACUAUCAGAUGGCGAAGCAGAAACUCGGGGGCGUGAACAAAGCACCUUUGAAGACGCCGUGUUCGGUGCCCGGGUUUGCCACGGGCGACGCCAUCCCCACACCCGAAACUGUACCAGCUAGAAAGACUUCGAUCAUACAACCAUCAAAGUUCACGUCGAAUGUGAGCUAGUUAUUAGGGACGUUUUUGAUAAUGUUAGAUGUAGGUUUUGUAGUUUGUUGGUUCCUUACUAAUUUAUUUGUUUAAUUGAUACUAAGCCAUAACGUUUAACCUGAAGUGUAACUAAAUAUACUUUUUUAAUUAUUUUUUCAAUAAAUUUGCUUGUGGAGGGGGGAGGUUAAGUUGACCCAACUUUGAGAUGCUUGUUAAGUUGGUGACGCCCAGUGUCAUAGUUGAGUAAGUAAAAUAAUAAAGUUUUGAGAAUAUUAAUUA
Zophobas morio is the source of this 742-nucleotide messenger RNA. It is a transcript of the gene endos, whose product is annotated as endosulfine. Bases 122 to 481 code for a protein of 119 amino acids. The record is from RefSeq and is a predicted model, not a curated record. The transcript has 2 exons. Gene Ontology annotation, cellular component: cytoplasm. Gene Ontology annotation, molecular function: protein phosphatase inhibitor activity. Lineage: Eukaryota; Metazoa; Arthropoda; Insecta; Coleoptera; Tenebrionidae.